This is a messenger RNA of Phyllotreta striolata, 2963 nucleotides long. Lineage: Eukaryota; Metazoa; Arthropoda; Insecta; Coleoptera; Chrysomelidae. The record is from the annotation of a GenBank genome assembly.
ACAACAAAGUACAAUGUUCAAACUCUAAAAUGUUUGAAAGAAAUUUACUACUAAAAUAUUUAUCCUGUAAGGAUAAUUUCCUGUAUGUUAAUCCGAAUUUAAAAAUUUUAAAGCCAGGAACCUGUGUUCGACUAAUUGAUUAUGAAAACAACGUGUUCUAUUUUUCAAUUGCUAAUUUCUCUUCUGAACUAGAGGACAAUUGCAUAGGAAUAAGCUCUUUGCUUGCCAAAACUUUAAGAAUCGAAGAGAAUGUUUUGUUCAGGGUGACUGAAGUCAAUUCUUUUUCAUCAGUUAAGAGUCUUGCUAUUUUCCCUGUGAACCAAAACGAGUAUGAAGUAAUUGAAUCGUUAGCCGAUAAUAUCCAGCAAACAUUACUAAAUCAAAUACGAGUGGUAUGUAGUGGUCAAUGUUUUGUCAUUUGGAUAGGAAACAAUAUAAAUGCUACAGUGAGUGUUGGUAAUAUAAACCCAGUGUCUCCAGGAGCUAUUGAUUUUCUAACUGAAGUGCAUAUAGAACCAAUUACAAAUCAUAAUUUAACAACAAAAUCUUUAGAAAAAGGGGAACAAAAUACUAGUAACGAAUGUAAAUUUUGGAAUAUUUUCAGUAAUAAUUUACCUAAUGCAGAUAGUAAGAAACUUGAGCAAUUUACAGAUUGCUCUGAAUUAAUUUUUAGAGUAAUUCCUUUCGAUAAAUUACCAAUUAAUCAAGCUUUAUUUAAUUCUGUUCCUCCUUUUACCGUAUUUUUAUCAAAGGCACAAUUUCCCGAAGAAUCUAAAUGGGAUUUGGUUUCCACAAUAUUUUCUGUGCGUCUUUUAACCAGUGAUAUAUUUGCCAAAGACAUUUACAUAAAAUUAAUGUAUUUAGAAGAUAUCGAACAUUCAAAUCUAGCGCUACAUCGAGAAUUGUAUGUUUCUCAAGAUUUACUCGACUUAUUAGAUUGUGAUUUAGGUUCGAGGGUUAUUAUAAAACCAGUAAAAACAUAUCCCAUCGUCAGUGAGAUAGAAAUCAGCUGUAAUAAGAAUUACAAUACUGAUGUACUGGAAACAUUUAAAAUGUUCCUUGCUAAUGAUAAUUACAGUAUGGUCCUAAAUAGCAAUAUACCAAUCGAUAUUGGAGAAAAAGUAAUAUGCAGUUUAAAAUUUCUCCCAAAUGAGUCGAAAUUUUGUGCUGUUGAUGACAAUCUAGUCAGAAAUUGUAAAUAUACUUUAAAAAUCGAUAAUAUUGUUAAAACUAGCAAGAAAGAAAAGAGUAGUAAUGAUGAUUCAUUCAUUCAUGGUAUUUCGAAUUUAAAGCAACUUAUCGAAAGUAGUACUGAGUUGUUUUCUAAUAGAUACGAAGAUAUGGAAAAUAUAUUAAUUAUUGGAAAACCUGGUACAGGAAAAUCAACACUUCUUAAGCACCUUGCUAAGACAUUACAAGACUAUCCUUAUUUUAACUACGUAAAGCUAGUUAGUUGCAAAACAUUGAAAGGAAAAACAAUGGACUCGCUAGGGAAAUUCUUUUCACAAGCUUUUUCUGAUCUUCUGGUGCACGAGCCUUCUGUAUUAGUUUUAGAUGAUUUGCAUAUCAUGUGUGAGAACAUUCAAGGAGACGAGGCUUCUCCUAACUACAUAUAUUUUAGCAGGAUCAGUGAAAUGCUCCAUACAUUUUUCAAAUCGUUUUCACCAUUGCACAAAAUUGGUAUCCUGGCAUCGUGUGAAUCAGUAGAAAGUUUGAACAAAAAUAUAUAUUCGUCGCGGGGAAGUCACUUAUUCAAAAAUAUCGAAGAAAUAAAGGAUUUAACAAAACAAGAUAGACUGCUUACUUUGAAACAUUUGCUUAGAAAUUAUGAGAUAAUAGACGUUAAUUUCAACGAUUUUUCCAUUAAAACCGAGGGAUUUGUUAUUCAAGAUUUAGUAGAUUUUUCUAAUAAAACGAUAUUUGAAAUGUACAAAAAUGACUGCGAAGAUCUCAAUCGCGCUUGUAUCAAACAGGAACAUUUAGAAAGUGCACUUAAAAAUACAUCAAUCAUUUCAUUACAAAACGUGCAGCUACACUCACCAGGAGACAAAGACUUCUCGAGCAUCGGGGGCCUCCAUAGCAUCAAGAAAAUUUUGAUGGAAAACCUCCUUUGGCCAGGACAUUACCCCAAUAUUUUCGCUAAUGCCCCCAUCAGAUUACAAUCAGGUUUGCUGCUCUACGGCCCACCAGGCUCUGGGAAAACCCUUCUAGCUGGUGCAGCUGCAAAGGAAUGCGGAAUGAGACUAAUAUCUGUGAAAGGACCGGAAUUGCUAUCCAAAUACAUUGGUGCUAGUGAACAGUCUGUUAGAGACAUAUUCCAAAAGGCGCAGAGUGCGAGGCCUUGUAUUUUAUUCUUCGACGAAUUCGACAGCUUAGCUCCAAAACGCGGACAUGACAAUACGGGUGUAACAGAUCGCGUUGUUAAUCAAUUAUUAACGCAAUUGGACGGUGUUGAAGCUUUGGUAGGCGUUUGUGUUUUAGCAGCUACUUCUAGACCGGAUCUUUUGGAUUCCGCUUUGCUUAGACCGGGCAGAUUGGACAAACAGAUUCUGUGCGCUUUGCCUAACGAAGCCGAACGAUUGGAAAUUUUAAAGAUUCAUUCGUGCAAUUUAAGUCUAGAUGACGAUGUAGAUUUGAGUAAAAUCUCCGUUGCAACUGAAAAUUAUUCAGGAGCUGAUUUACAAUCGAUGCUUUAUACCGCUCAUAUGUUGACGAUGGAUUAUUCCUAUGAAAAUGAUAAGGUUGAAAUAGGGGAUUGCAAAAUAACUCAAAAUCAUCUGGAAGAGGCUUUAAAGAAGACUAAGCCUUCUUUGUCUCAUAAAGAGCGGGUUAAAUAUGAAAAAAUAUACAAGCAAUUCCAAACGGGCUCUACAUUAGGAGAAUUCAAAGCGGGUAGUAAAGCUACUUUAGCUUGAAAUAUGUUUGUAAUUGACAAAAGAUGAUUUUAUUUUAAUAAAUUUUCU